AUGAAGCUGCUGACGCUCUGUGGCUUCUUGCUUAUCUUCCUUCUGUGCUUCAAUGCCUUUACAGGGGAAGGUCGGAAGGUUAAAAAAAUCUGCUGCUCAAAACUACCCAAACUCAACAAAAAAUUGCAGAAAGGUAUGAAUCCCAAAAUGACUCUGAUGGAAAAAAGGAAAUAUUGCAAGCCUUGUCCUCAGGCAGCCCCUCCAGUGAUUCCUGGACCUCUUCCACAGCUGAAAUGA
Messenger RNA from Nothoprocta perdicaria, 237 nucleotides. It is a transcript of the gene GPR15LG, whose product is annotated as chromosome unknown C10orf99 homolog. Bases 1 to 237 code for a protein of 78 amino acids. Gene Ontology annotation, molecular function: G protein-coupled receptor binding. NCBI's taxonomy places the organism in Eukaryota, Metazoa, Chordata, Aves, Tinamiformes, Tinamidae. The transcript has 3 exons. The record is from RefSeq and is a predicted model, not a curated record.